GGGCUGUGGGAAGUGGGGGGUCGCGGCGAGCGCAAGCUAACUGCUGGGAAUCCCGGGCGCCCGGGCUGAGGGCGCAAGGGUCGGGGACACCGGGGCCCUCAGAGGGGCCGGGCUCCCUACCCCACCCCUCCCCCCACGGUGGCCCGUAAGGGGCCCGGGCCCACCAGCACCCCCCACUCCCUGUCUAGGUUUUUAGAAAUAGGCCUAUAUUUGGGGGCAUGAAUUAACCAGGCGCCCCACUCCAUGAGACCUCCGUGGGGGUCGGAUCCGUCGAACCCCUUAAGUGGAUUAUGUCUACUUUGAGAAUUCCUCCAGCAAUCCCUAUCUAAUCAGAAGGAUAGAAGAACUCAACAAGACUGCAAGUGGCAAUGUGGAAGCAAAAGUAGUGUGCUUUUAUAGACGACGAGAUAUUUCCAACACGCUUAUAAUGCUUGCGGAUAAGCAUGCUAAGGAAAUUGAGGAAGAAUCUGAAACAACAGUUGAGGCUGACUUGACUGAUAAACAGAAACAUCAGUUGAAACAUAGGGAACUCUUUUUGUCACGCCAGUAUGAAUCUUUACCUGCAACACAUAUCAGGGGAAAAUGCAGUGUUGCCCUUCUGAAUGAGACAGAAUCAGUGCUGUCAUAUCUUGAAAAAGAGGAUACCUUUUUCUACUCAUUGGUCUAUGACCCCUCAGUGAAAACACUGCUAGCUGAUAAAGGUGAAAUCAGAGUGGGACCCCGAUACCAAGCAGACAUUCCAGAAAUGCUCUUAGAAGGAGAAUCAGAUGAGAGGGAACAGUCAAAGCUGGAAGUUAAAGUUUGGGAUCCAAAUAGCCCACUUACAGAUCGACAGAUUGACCAGUUUUUAGUUGUAGCACGGGCCGUUGGGACGUUUGCCCGAGCCCUUGAUUGCAGCAGUUCUGUGCGACAGCCCAGUUUACACAUGAGUGCCGCCGCAGCUUCACGAGACAUCACUUUGUUUCAUGCUAUGGAUACGUUGUAUAGACACAGCUAUGAUUUAAGCAGCGCCAUAAGUGUCUUAGUACCACUUGGUGGACCUGUUUUAUGCAGAGAUGAAAUGGAGGAGUGGUCGGCCUCUGAAGCUAGCUUAUUUGAAGAAGCACUGGAAAAAUACGGGAAAGACUUCAAUGACAUACGUCAAGACUUUCUUCCUUGGAAGUCACUGACUAGCAUCAUUGAGUAUUAUUACAUGUGGAAGACUACUGACAGAUACGUGCAACAGAAACGUCUGAAAGCAGCAGAAGCUGAGAGUAAGCUGAAACAAGUCUACAUCCCAACUUACAGCAAACCAAAUCCCAACCAAAUAUCCACCAGCAAUGGCAAGCCUGGGCCUGUGAAUGGAGCAGUGGGGACCACAUUCCAGCCUCAGAAUCCCCUCCUAGGGCGAGCCUGUGAGAGCUGCUUUGCUACACAAUCUCACCAGUGGUAUUCUUGGGGCCCACCUAAUAUGCAGUGUAGAUUAUGUGCAACUUGUUGGCUUUAUUGGAAAAAAUACGGAGGCUUGAAAAUGCCCACCCAGUCAGAAGAAAAGUUAUCUCCCAGCCCAACCUCAGAGGACACCCGGGUCAGAAGUCACAUGUCCCGCCAGGCCAUGCAAGGGAUGCCAGUCCGAAACACUGGCAGUCCAAAGUCUGCAGUGAAGACGCGUCAAGCUUUCUUCCUUCAUACUACAUAUUUCACAAAAUUUGCACGUCAGGUCUGCAAAAACACUCUCCGGUUGCGGCAGGCAGCAAGACGGCCAUUUGUUGCUAUUAAUUAUGCUGCCAUUAGGGCAGAAUAUGCAGACAGACAUGCUGAACUAUCUGGAAGUCCCCUGAAAAGCAAAAGCACUAGGAAACCUUUGGCAUGUAUCAUUGGGUAUUUAGAGAUCCAUCCUGCGAAGAAACCUAAUGUAAUCCGAUCUGCACCAAGCCUGCAAACCACAACUACCAAGAGGAUGCUAACUACCCCGAACCACACGUCUCUGAGCAUUCUGGGGAAGAGAAACUACACUCAUCACAACGGCCUGGAUGAACUCACAUGCUGCGUGUCAGACUGAGCCUCCCUAUCUCAUCCAGCAAUCCAAGACUCGCUGCCCUGCCCUGCACUGCUGUCCACAGCCCAUGCCUGGGACAAAGGCAGCCCCAUCCGCAGUACAUUUUGGGGGAGAACUCGUGCGCUGCCUCCUGAAGAUGCAGUGGAGGCAGGGGAAGAAGCUGGGGGAGUGCGCACCCCACAGGCUGCAUCUCCAUGUGUGCAUCAGUGGCACCUUGCUUUCCUCCCAGAGACCUCGCUGUCUCAAUGCAGGACCUGCCUGAGGAACAGAGUGCGGGGUGAGGAAACCACCCCCCACACUCACCCCUCCACUUGGCAGCAGGAACCACGGCUCCUUGGGGGCCAUGGAGGCUGCUGGGGGCUCAGAACCGCUGCCUGCAUGUGUCAGCUCCGCUCUGUUUUCUGCUCUGUAAUUCUGUACAGAAGGGCCAUGGCUUCAUUCUAAUGGAGUUUUCUUAAGAAUGUGCCAGUGUUUAUGCAGUUGAUGAUGUCUCCCUGGCCUCACUAUUAAUGUCGCUUGGCUUUUUCUCAGUAGGUUUCUCUAUUUUUCUUAAGCAGGGAAACUCCACGUUUCCCCCUCCAUCUGGUAUUGGACCUUUCCCCACACCUCCACCCCUGCCUUUCCGAGGUACAGAAUUCCCUGAGGACUGACUCCCUGAGGAAGCUGCAGUGGUCAUCUGUGGUAAGCCUGCAAACUCUUCUCAUCACCCAUGUUUGUCGUGGGAGAGCACUGGUGUUGUGCCAGGCUCUGCUCAGCUCCAGGCUGCUGCAGCAAUAGCUGGUGUGAGCCAUUCCUAGCCUGAGUGGCACAGUGGUGAGCCAUUUGCAGACUGGCUGAGGAGGAACCACAGCCGGGUGGCUGCUGAGCCUGGUACG
Ochotona princeps (American pika) is the source of this 2913-nucleotide messenger RNA. It is a transcript of the gene MTA3, whose product is annotated as metastasis associated 1 family member 3. Gene Ontology annotation, cellular component: nucleoplasm; NuRD complex. Gene Ontology annotation, molecular function: sequence-specific DNA binding; transcription coactivator activity; transcription corepressor activity. Gene Ontology annotation, biological process: negative regulation of transcription by RNA polymerase II. Bases 428 to 2041 code for a protein of 537 amino acids. Lineage: Eukaryota; Metazoa; Chordata; Mammalia; Lagomorpha; Ochotonidae. The record is from RefSeq and is a predicted model, not a curated record. The transcript is spliced from 17 exons.